AUGUUGGGGACUGGAGAAGGGUAUGCCAGUGCGGAUCGUAAUCUGGACUUGGCUCUUAAGCGCAACAAGGAUCGCCGCGAGCAGGAGUCCGUUUAUUUCAGCCUUUAUGGCCGCAUUGAGGUGCAUGAAUGGCUGCUGAAGGACACUGUCCGAAUGAAGGCAUAUCGCGAGGCCAUCCUCCUCAACGAGUUCUUCAAGCACAAGACUGUGUUGGACGUGGGCUGCGGCAUGGGUGUCCUUUCGAUGUUUGCAGCCAAGGCGGGAUCUAAGAAGGUCUUUGCCGUGGAUGCGGCCACCAUUACGGACCUCGCCCAUCGGAUAGUGCAGGACAAUGGGUACGGAAGUGUUAUAUCUGUGAUUCACGGAAAAGUGGAGGACAUUGAGCUGCCUUCCGACAUCGAUAAGGUGGACAUCAUUGUGUGCGACUGGAUGGGCCACUGCCUGUUUGCGGAGAAUAUGCUGGACUCGCUAAUAUUUGCGCGGGACAAGUGGCUGUCCGCCGGAGGGCACAUCUUUCCGGACACGGCCCAGCUUUAUCUGGCGGCCAUCAAGGGGCUGGACCAGGAUCUUGGCUUCUGGCACGAUGUGCACGGCUUCGACCUGUCGGCCAUCCGCCGCAAAUGUGAAUCGAAGGCGGUGGUGGAGCACGUGACCGCCGGCCAGGUGAUGAGCAAGGUGUGCCUGGUCAAAUCGCUGGAUCUUUAUACCGCGUGCCGCCAAUCCGCCAACUUUCGAUUCUUCUACGAGUUGAAGGUCACCCGAAAUGGUUGGGUUCAUGCCCUGGUGGCCUACUUCGAUGUGGGCUUCAGCAAGAGUCCGCAUAGGAUUAGCUUUAGCACGUCGCCCAGUGCUCCCUGGACACACUGGAACCAGACUGUGUUCUACCUGGAGACCCCACUGCCAGUGAAGUCGGGCGAGGUCAUCAAGGGCGUGUUCGCCAUGAAACCCAGCGAGCACAGCAUCUUCGACCUGGAGUUCGACAUCUACUUGGACUUCGAGGGCAGGGAGAAGUAUGUGACCAUCCAGCAAUCCUUCGUCCUCUCCAACUCCUUCACACUGUGCGGCCUCUAGAGGAGAGCUCCUCGGCAGGGAGAACGCCACACAAAAUAUCAUCGGAUCACAAUAAAAAGAACGACCAGUAAAAUAAAGCAAA
This is a messenger RNA of Drosophila eugracilis, 1153 nucleotides long. RefSeq names its product protein arginine N-methyltransferase 8 (gene Art2). Gene Ontology annotation, molecular function: protein-arginine N-methyltransferase activity. Gene Ontology annotation, cellular component: nucleus. Lineage: Eukaryota; Metazoa; Arthropoda; Insecta; Diptera; Drosophilidae. Gene Ontology annotation, biological process: peptidyl-arginine methylation. The record is from RefSeq and is a predicted model, not a curated record.